CGCUCGCGGCCCAACAUGGCGGCGGCCCGGCUGGCGCUGGCGCUGCUGCUGCUGCUGGCCGUGGCGCUGGCGCGGGCGGCGCGGCUGUACCGGCCGGGCGAGGACCCGCUGGCGGUGCUGGAGGCCGGCACGGUGCGGCGGGCGCUGCUCAACGCCUCGGCCGCCUGGGUGGUGCAGUUCUACAGCUCUUCGUGCGGCCACUGCAUCGGCUUCGCGCCCACCUGGCGGGCCCUGGCCGGCGACGUGCGCGACUGGGAACCUGCCAUUAGAAUUGGUGUGCUGGAUUGUGGGGAAGAAGACAAUUAUGAGACUUGUAAAGAAUAUGGUAUUUACUACUACCCAACCUUUAGGUACUUCAAAGCCUUUACAAAACAGUUCACAACAGGAGAAAAUUAUAAAGCAGGGUCAGAUCGUGAGUUGCAAACAGUUCGUCAGAUGAUGAUUGAUUUUCUGCAGAACCACUCCCAAGAUUCAAGGCCACCUGCUUGCCCCCCACUUGAUCCAGUUCCGUCCCAUGAUAUUGCUACUCUUUUUGACAAGAAUAAUCAUCAUUAUACUGCCAUUGUGUUUGAAAGCAAUAGCUCCUAUGUUGGGCGAGAGGUGAUCUUGGACUUGAUUCAGUAUGAAAACAUUGUGGUGAAGAGAGCACUGAAUUCUGAUAAGGCUUUCCUGGAGAAACUUGGUAUUACCUCAAUCCCUUCAUGUUACUUGAUCUAUCCAAAUGGGUCCCAUGGAUUAAUUAACAUUUUGAAGCCUCUUCGGUCUUUCUUUUCUUCCUAUUUAAAGUCACUGCCUGGUGUGAGAAGAAAACUGCUUUCACAACUUCCAAUACCCAUAAAGCAAAAUAAAGAGGAGAGCACAGAAAUCAAGCAGUGGAAGGAGUUUGACAAAUCCAAGCUGUACAUGGCUGACCUUGAAUCCGGAUUGCAUUACCUGCUCCGGGUAGAGCUUGCCACUCACAAGAUGCUUGAGGGAGCCGAGCUAAAAACCUUCAAGGAUUUUGUUACAGUCAUUGCCAAGCUGUUUCCUGGCCGUCAGCCUGUGGUGAAGUUGCUGGAGACUUUGCAAGAGUGGCUGGUGAGCCUUCCAUUAGACAAAAUCCCUUAUGAUGCUAUCCUAGAUCUGGUCAACAAUAAAAUGCGGAUAUCUGGAAUAUUUCUCACUAACCACGUCCAGUGGGUUGGCUGUCAGGGCAGCAGACCAGAGCUAAGAGGUUAUACUUGCUCCCUCUGGAAGCUGUUCCAUACCUUAACCGUUCAAGCUGCCGUUCGACCAAAAGCUUUAAUCAACACAGGUUUUGAAGACAAUCCCCAAGUGGUCCUGCAGAUGAUGCGGAGGUAUAUUCAGCACUUCUUCGGGUGUAAGGCUUGUGCCCAGCAUUUUGAAGAAAUGGCUAAGGAGUCCAUGGACUCUGUGAAAACACUAGACAAGGCAGUUCUUUGGUUGUGGGAGAAGCACAAUGUGGUGAACAACAGGCUUGCAGGUGAUCUGAGCGAGGAUCCAAAGUUUCCUAAAGUUCAGUGGCCCACUCCAGAUUUGUGCCCUGCUUGCCACGAAGAAAUUAAAGGAUUACACAGCUGGAACGAGGCACAAGUGUUACAGUUCUUGAAGCAUCACUAUAACAACGAGAACAUUUUGUACAAGUACAUCGAAGGCCAAACUGACUCCAGUGAAGCUGAACUUGGGGAUGUGAAGGAGAAGAAAGAGAAAUCUUCACCCAGAAAACCAAGCGGAAACAAAGAGAACAAUAACCUGGAGCAACAAAACAUGCUAGAUCCUAAAUCCAAGGUCUUAGAUAGAUUAAUAGCAAAUGACGGACCCGUCAAAGAGAGAAAUAAAAAUGCAGUUGAAUCAGUUAUUCGUAAAGAGACCAAACAGUUUGUAUCUUUCUUAGGGAUUGGAUUUUCUAACAUAGACAUGAGUCUGUGUGUUGUACUUUAUGUAGCAUCAUCCUUAUUUUUAAUGAUAAUGUACUUUUUUUUCCGGAUGCGGUCCAGAAGGUGGAAAAUGAAGUAUUAUCGUCCAUUUGUAUAGAAAUCAAAAUUGGAAGUGAAAUUUCCGUUGUAAGUGGCUGAUGAGCACAGAUGCAGCUUUAAUAUUUAUGAUCAGGGAUUUUAUAUGCAGUAUUUCACUUGUUUCAAAAACCCUUCUCCCCAGUUGAUUUCUAUUGUGGUAGUCUUUGUUGUAGGAAUCCCAGUCUUUGUGUGUAACAUCCGGACACGUAGCGCUGCCAUAAAACAUGCACGAAACGAGAACCGUGUGCUUUUCCAUGAAGAUACCAUUCCUUGCUUGCAUCCUGCACCCUUUGUAACCAACUGUUCCAAGUUUUGGGAAGAAACAGUGCUGUUUUUUGGAGCUCCGAGUGGGCUCCUUACUUUUAUCCAAACCUGAUUAGACAGUAUCUCUAUCCUCUGGUCUAGCAGAACGUCUUGCUGGGCAUUUGAAGAAGCAAGAAUUUUGAUUUUUCCAGAGACAGGAAUGUCUUUUGAUUUGAAUAAACUUCAAAAACUAUUAAA
This is a messenger RNA of Alligator mississippiensis (American alligator), 2516 nucleotides long. It is a transcript of the gene QSOX2, whose product is annotated as quiescin sulfhydryl oxidase 2. The transcript has 12 exons. Gene Ontology annotation, cellular component: Golgi membrane. Gene Ontology annotation, molecular function: protein disulfide isomerase activity; flavin-dependent sulfhydryl oxidase activity. Bases 16 to 2034 code for a protein of 672 amino acids. The record is from RefSeq and is a predicted model, not a curated record. Lineage: Eukaryota; Metazoa; Chordata; Crocodylia; Alligatoridae. Gene Ontology annotation, biological process: protein folding.